AUAGAAGGUAGUUGAAUAGUAAAGGCUGUGGUCAAACUGAAUUUAGUGACAUUUAUAAUGAAAUUAUGAAUGUAUGCAUUUCCCCCUCCAGCUUCGGCCUUCUCCGCAAACCAUCGGAGGGGAGGUCAGUAGUAAAGGGAGGGGGCGGAACCCAAAUCGGGGUCUUAUAACACAAACGCCUGAUUUCAGACUAGUUUUAUUUAUUGACAAUUUGACAUCGAUUAAGCGCUAUCAGCUGAGCUGAGCUGACAGAAGAUAACGAAGGUCGCUAAAAUAAUAAUACUUUUAAAACUCGUUUCGCGAUUGUACACGCCUCCCCAAAUGUUUAACCAACUUCGUCAAGUUGCAAGAGCAUUAAAAUCCAUUCCAAAUCAGAGUGCGACCAACUUUCAGCUCUGGAACCAGCCCACUACUUUUUGUCGCAGAUUUCUGUACAGCAUGCGGUUCGUCCAGUUCGAGGAGUCGGGCAAGUGCCGGGUGGGCGUGGAGGUAGAAGCUGGUGGUGAUUUUGUUGAUCUCUGCGGCUCGGAUCAGACGAUACCAGAUACAACCUUGAAACUGAUUGAAGGCGGGCCGAGCCUCAUACAACAGGCACAAAAGGUCGUUGAAUCUCCAGACAGGCGUAUUUUGAAGAGGACCGAUGUGAAACUCUUAUCCCCAAUCACAGGUCCUCAGAAAGUGAUAUGUAUCGGUAUGAACUACAGAGAUCACUGCACAGAACAGAACUACCCAAUACCUACCGAACCGGUCAUCUUCAGCAAGUUUGCCAGUGCCAUCAUAGGUCCCAAUGACGAUGUUGUGUACCCUGAGCUCACCGAUGCGUUAGAUUGGGAAGUGGAGCUGACGAUUGUCAUCGGAAAGGGCGGCAAGAAUAUCAAGGAGAAAGAUGCAAUGGACCAUGUAUUUGGAUACACCGUGGCACAUGACGUAAGCGCUAGAGAUUGGCAGAUGCAGAAGAAUGGGAAGCAAUGGCUUCUUGGUAAAACCAUGGACGAUUUCUGCCCUCUUGGUCCUGCUAUCGUUACAACGGAUGCAAUAUCAGAUCCCCAUAAGUUAGGAAUCCGGUGUCGAGUUAACGGAGAGACGGUGCAGGAGAGUAAUACCGAGCAGAUGAUCUUCAAAACAGCUUCCCUCAUUCAGUUCAUUUCACAGUUUAUCACGUUGGUUCCCGGUGAUAUCAUCUUGACCGGCACACCUCCAGGAGUGGGUGUCUUCAGGAAACCAGAACCUGUCUACCUCAAGCGUGGUGAUAUCGUGGAAUGUGAAAUUGAUGAGAUUGGGACGAUCAGGAAUCGCAUCGUGUGAGGCUUCCAGUUUGAAAAUUGGACCUGCUCCGCAUGCACAGCACUUGGAUCCCUUGUUAAUCAUUGCCAUUGCAAUAUUUGUAAGAGAACAUUUGUACUAUCAAAUUGAUCAUGUGAUCUAUAGGAAAUUGUGCUGGCCACAUUCAAGUUGUGAUUAAAAUUUUGCAUAACUUUGAGAAAAGUUUUAUGAAAGAACCCACUAGAAAGCAGGUGUCAGAAGAGCGCAGGUGUUGAUGCCCCUAGCCUUCAUACCAGGAGCUAAGCUUUAUUUGGGCCAUAUUUGACCCAAUUGUCCACUGCAAAAUCAAGAUAUUUUUAAACUUCUGUAUCUGUAUAUUUUACCUGGUUUGUAUCCACUCAGUCCACUAGUAGAUGGUCUAAAUCUCAGAUCCUCUAACACCACCAUGGCUAUUAAAACCCAAUUGGUCUAAUAUCACUUUGGUCAAUUACCGUUUGGUGCAAUCAUCACUUGGUCUAACAGGCAUUAAAGGACAAGUCUGCCUUAACAAAAAGUUGAUUUGAAUAAAAAGAGAAAAAUCCAACAAGCAUAACACUGAAAAUUUCAUCAAAAUCGGAUGUAAAAUAAGAAAAUUAUGACAUUUUAAAGUUUUGCUUAAUUUCACAAAACAGUUAUAUGCACAUCCUUGUGGGUAUGCAAAUGAGGAGACCGAUGACGUCAUCCACUCACUAACUCUUUUGUAUUUUAUUACAUAAAAUAGGGAAUAUCCUAUUUUUCUCCUCAUUGUCAAGUGAAACAACGAUUAAUUCCUCCCUGAACAUGUUGUAGAUGAGGUUCAAUGACAUUUGCUCCAGGGACAAUCGCUCCAAUGCAAAAUCUGCACGUUAAACCAAACAUAAAAUAUGACUUCCAUAACUAAAACCCUAAUUAUCAUUAUUCUGAACCAAAAACUCUAUUACAAUCCUAACUCUAACCCUAUGCCCUCAGAGAUAAUAAAAACCGGAGCAAAUGUCGCAGGAGCAGAUGUCGUGUCACCGUAGAUGAACUGGGAUUAGACCAUGUUGGAUGAGACUAAAUGGAAAUUAGACGAAGUGGGUGUAGACCAAGUGGGUGUAGACCAUGUGGCAAUUACCAUUUUUAAUGGUGUAACAUCUUAAUAUUGUAACAGUUGUUAUCACAGUAUUUGUAUCGUCAUCUCGCACUCUUCGAGUAUAUGGUCGUGUCUCGUGCUUGAACUUUGUUUUCAUUACAAGGAAAAACUAACAAUUCAGUCUUAAAUGUGAUUACAAUUCCAUUUAAUUGAAUUUAUGUGACAUUGCAACAUCGAAGUAGUGAAUACAGUUUAUCACAGAGCACUUGAGAGGUUUAUAAACAUUAUAACUAUAUAUGUUACUUGCAAAUAAAUAUUAAGUAUUUAGUAUUCUGGAUAACAAAAUAGUGAGUGAACAGAAUAACAUUUUGAAACGGUAGUAAUAAUAAACUAAUACUUAUGAAGCACGUAAUCAGUUAAAACUUUAGAUUUGCUUUACAUACAGCUUUCCAAUUUUACUGCACUACAACCAAAAUAUACAUGUAUUUAGAUUUCUCUUAAUUGAACAUAAUGAUGCUCUUGAAUGUAGAUGUGCCAAGAACUUUAUUCAAAACUUGCCCCCAUAAAAAGCAAUGCUACCCUCUUUUUUGUUACUCUUGCAACAUGUAAAAUUAAAGGAUCUUCAGUUGAGCAAAGUCUCUAAUGUGGCUGGUGUGGUUGAUGUAUACACUCCUAAACAAAUCAAUGCAACCUCGUAAGAAAUUCUUUUGUCAACAAAAGCAACUCCUCCAACAAUGGAGUUCCCCUAUCAUGUUUAGCAUUUAGAUAUAGAUGUCUUGAAUCCACUUCAAAAUUUAUUUUCCUUUUGAAGGAAAUGCUUGAUAAGUUAUGUAGUUUAAGAUAUUUAGACCGUGCAAUGAAAUUGCCUUUACGUGUAAAUGUCAAACCAACAGUCCCAAGUACAAGGACCUAAAGUAUAUUUUGAAAUUAUGUGAAUAAAAUGUGAUCCGGAACAGUGGAAAUAUUUCUUUCCAAAUUUCUUUGUAAUAAAAUUGGUUGAAAAUGCAUUAAUUUGACUUCAA
Messenger RNA from Lytechinus pictus (painted urchin), 3375 nucleotides. RefSeq names its product fumarylacetoacetate hydrolase domain-containing protein 2-like. Gene Ontology annotation, molecular function: catalytic activity. The record is from RefSeq and is a predicted model, not a curated record. The coding region runs from base 322 to 1305 and encodes 327 amino acids. The transcript has 6 exons. Lineage: Eukaryota; Metazoa; Echinodermata; Echinoidea; Temnopleuroida; Toxopneustidae.